Molecule: messenger RNA, 1560 nt
Organism: Paramormyrops kingsleyae
Lineage: Eukaryota; Metazoa; Chordata; Actinopteri; Osteoglossiformes; Mormyridae
Product: stomatin-like
Cellular component (GO): plasma membrane
Source: RefSeq, a predicted model, not a curated record
AAUUCCUCUGGCACCUUUUUUUGUAAAGCCGUUUAUAAACCCAAAUAGCUGCCAGUGUUAUGUGUAAAAGAAACGCGCGAAUGCCGGUAAACGGCCCCCAAAGGCUUGCUGAUUCAGCCACAAGGCGUGUGAGACGUGACUCUGCGGUGCCCCCCAGUCUCUUAAAUGGACCACCCCCCUACCCCGCCGACCACGUGGUUUCCGGUGUUUGUGUACGACGUGAAUUUGGUGUAUGGCAGUGCGACAAUCGGGGCUGUGCUGUAUUCGGACGCCUGGGCCACGUAGGGGAGUGAUCGUAACAGGGCGAUCAUGCAUGAACAAGAAAUGACGGCGCAGAAAAAGGGGCGAGUGACAGGUUCAUGCAGAUUUGCCAAUCACGGUUCUGAUGCAGUGCACCAGGAAUCUGACGGUGGCAUCGGUGUGUGUGGCUGGCUGCUGGUGCUGUUCUCCAUCCUGUUAACCUUGCUGACCCUGCCUCUCUCCAUAUGGAUGUGCAUCAAGAUCGUGAAGGAGUACGAACGUGCCAUCAUCUUCCGUCUGGGCCGGAUCAUCCGUGGUGGUGCCAAAGGACCAGGUCUGUUCUUCAUCCUGCCCUGCACUGACAGUUUCAUCAAUGUGGAUAUGCGAACCAUCACUUUUGAUAUCCCCCCCCAGGAGGUGUUGACGAAGGACUCGGUGACGGUGAGCGUAGACGGGGUGGUGUACUACCGGGUGCAGAACGCCACCCUUGCUGUCGCCAACAUCACCAACGCGGAUGCCGCCACCCGCUUGCUGGCUCAGACCACCCUGCGCAACGUCCUGGGCACCAAGAACCUGGCAGAGAUCCUGUCUGACCGGGAGGAGAUUGCUCACAGCAUGCAGUCCACUUUGGAUGAAGCCACGGAUGACUGGGGCAUCAAGGUAGAGCGAGUGGAGAUCAAAGAUGUCAAGCUGCCCCUGCAGCUCCAGAGGGCCAUGGCAGCCGAGGCGGAGGCAACGCGGGAGGCACGGGCCAAGGUGAUCGCGGCGGAGGGGGAGAUGAACGCCUCCCGGGCUCUGAAGGAGGCCUCCCUGGUCAUCGCGGAGUCGCCCUCGGCGCUACAGCUACGUUACCUGCAGACGCUAAACACCAUCGCCGCCGAAAAGAACUCCACCAUCAUCUUCCCCCUGCCCCUCGAACUGAUGCAGAGUUUCAUGAAGCGCUAAGUGGUCGGUCCUUAUGGUGUCAGCCAUUACAAAUGCAGGCUGGUAUGUCUGAAGAUGUGCAUCCAGCUGUUCUGGUUGCUUAGGGCUUGUGGAGUUUCGGGAAAUUGUAUCAUUAUAUUUCUGUGCACUGAUGCAUGUCUUUUAGUGUUUAUGGAGUGGUAUACUGCACGGCCAUAUCUUAUAUAGGUUGACUUUGCUUUUUUGUGUAGAUAUCCAUUGCAUUAUUUUUAAAUUCACUUUUAUCCAAGUUUUUUUUUGUAAUACACUUUUAUAACUGAGCCACCUUCAAUAAAAAUUUGAAGCAGAUGUUUCAUAAUGCUUUUGAAAUAUUGUGAAGGAAAACAGUGGUGUUCAGAAGCAAUAAAUGAUUUUUUU